This is a messenger RNA of Heterostelium album PN500, 1173 nucleotides long. RefSeq names its product cathepsin D (gene ctsD). Gene Ontology annotation, molecular function: aspartic-type endopeptidase activity. The coding region runs from base 1 to 1173 and encodes 390 amino acids. Gene Ontology annotation, biological process: proteolysis. The record is from RefSeq and is a predicted model, not a curated record. Lineage: Eukaryota; Evosea; Eumycetozoa; Acytosteliales; Acytosteliaceae. The transcript has 2 exons.
AUGAGAAUUAUCUCUGCACUUGCUGUAUUCUUUGCUUUCAUCGUGGUCUCACAGGCUUUCACUGUCCCACUCUCCUUCAACAAGGCUUCAAGACAAGCCAUUAGAAGAAUCCCACAAAACAUCCAAAAGAAGUUUGCUGGUCGUCUCCUCGGUGCUUCAGGAACCACUAUUCCAAUCUCUGAUUAUGAAGAUGCCCAAUACUAUGGUGCCAUUACCAUCGGUACCCCAGCCCAAUCCUUCAAGGUAGUUUUCGAUACUGGUUCAUCCAACUUGUGGAUCCCAUCCAAGAAGUGCCCAGUCACUGUUGUUGCCUGUGACUUGCACAGCAAAUACGAUUCAUCCAAGUCAUCGUCAUACGUUGCCAACGGUACCUCUUUCUCUAUCCAAUAUGGUUCUGGUGCCAUGUCUGGUUUCGUCUCCCAAGAUACCGUCCAAGUCGGUUCCUUGACUGUCCAAAACCAAUUGUUUGCUGAAGCCACCGCCGAACCAGGUAUUGCUUUCGAUUUGGCCAAAUUCGAUGGUAUCCUCGGUCUUGCCUUCCAAUCGAUCUCUGUCAACUCUAUCCCACCAGUUUUCUACAACAUGAUGGCUCAAGGUUUGGUCCAACAACCAGUCUUUGCUUUCUGGUUAUCCAAGGUUCCAGGUGCCAACGGUGGUGAACUCACCUUUGGUUCCAUCGAUACCACCCGUUACACUGGUCCAAUCACCUACGUCCCACUCACCAACGAGACCUACUGGGAGUUCAAGAUGGACGAUUUCGCUUUGAACGGUAACUCUCUCGGAUACUGUGGUGCUGACGGAUGUCACGCCAUCUGUGACUCUGGUACCUCCUUGAUUGCUGGUCCAUCCGCUCAAAUCAACGCUUUGAACACCAAGCUCGGUGCUGUCGUAAUGAACGGUGAAGGUAUCUUCACUUCAUGCUCUGUCAUCUCGACUUUGCCAAACAUUGAAAUCACUGUUGCCGGUCGUCAAUUCCUUUUGACCCCAACCGACUACGUCCUCCAAGUUACCUCUAUGGGUCAAACUGAAUGUCUCUCUGGUUUCAUGGGUAUCGAUAUCCCAGCUCCAAUUGGUCCAUUAUGGAUCCUCGGUGAUGUCUUCAUUUCCACUUACUAUGCCAUCUUUGACUAUGGUAACCGUCAAGUCGGAUUUGCUACAGCUGUUACUGCCUAA